CAGGCCAAUGAUUGGGGGGCAAUGUCGCAGACUAUGGCAUCUCAUCGGGCGCAACUCCUGUCAUCGUUGCUUGCGAAUGCAUUAGCUUUUGGCUUCCAGGAAGUCCAUCCUGAGCGAGAGCCGCUGAAGAACCUUGACACUGAUAUGCCUUUGGAGCUGCCUGACACUGAAUCGCAUUUAUUCCUCACAGUUGGAAUGGCCCCGCAGUCAGAAGUUCGUGAGCAAGCACUGACGACUCUUCAGUGUUCCUGGGAACGUUAUCACGACCGUCAACACAGCCCUGAUUCAGAGUGGGUGGAGGCCCUGUCCCAAUACCUCGAGGGCAUCGUUAAUCUACGAAUCGACCAUGUGCAAGAAUGGCUUUCGCAGAAUUUGGCGCGUUUCCAGACGGGCCACGCAAGUAUCGAGGAACUUCGACGGAACUUCGACGGUGCCACCGUCGAUCUGAAGAGCAACGUACAGCUUUGCAAGUUACAAUGCGCGAACUGCCAAUUGUUGUGCAUUCAGAGUCGCCUCCACGACGGCCCUCAUUCUUGUCAAACUAAUCACCUCUGCAUUCACCAAUGCGAUUUCUGUCUAGAAACCAAUGGCGAGCUCCGAGAGUGUGGCAUGGCCGCAGGACAUGCAGGGAAACACAUAUGUGUUGUCACAGCUCACCUGUGUGGCAAACCCUGCAAGUUCGAAGGCAGGUCCGGAUGCCUUCACGAGUGCAUUAAAGUUUUUGAUCACGACGACGAACAUCUGUGCGCUGCCUCAGUGCAUGCUUGCGGAAAGGCGAGUCCCUUGCUCUGGCGAUAUGAACAUCCGUGUAGUUUAUCUGGUCUUAAACUUGCUGACGGAUCGGAUUAUUCGUGCCCCGGUUUUUGUCGAAUCCCAAGUGACAUUGAUCAUUUUCGUCACGAAUGUGAAGCUCGUCUCUGCUCGGUCACUUGUCAGCUCUGCAAGCGGCUAUGUUCUGAUCAAGAUCACAUGCAUGGUUUAGAAGACGGUGCAGUUCAUCUUUGCGGGCAAGAGCAUCUCUGUACAGCUAUGUGUUCUGCGCAGGGCAUAUGUGAAAUUGAAACGGCACCACAUUCGAUCGAAGCAACUUUUACGGGUAAGCACGAAACUUUUCAAUAUACGAAGGUAGGCCGCUCAACACUGGCAAAGCGACUGAAGUGUGUUAAACUGGUUCCACCCGGUGCAACAAAACACAGGGGUUCCCAUAAUCACAGUCUCGAUAAAAAAAUUAUUCACUUUUGCGAAGCUAGGCAAGUCUUGAUGCUCUUUCUAUUACCUCUAUCUCCAGUCAUUCAACCGGUUCAAUUUUGCAGGUGCGAAAAUUGCGGGUAUUUCUGUACAUUACCGCUUGGCCACCCUCAACAAGAGCAUGAAACACGUCACGGCUCUAUGUCCCGCACACGAUGGACUGUAGAUGGACCUGAUGAUGCAGCGGUACUCGAAAUUGAAGGGAGGAGAUUCUCUACAAACGACGAGGGAGCUCCAAUGAUGUGCAAUCUUGUGUGCCAGGCAAUGGGUCGUCACGCGCAUAUUGACUACUGUCGCUCUGAUGAGGAAGCAGCCUGCAUUGGCAAUGACGAAAUUCAGCACAUCAUGAAGCGCCUGCGACCUAACCCCGACCGCCCAAAGGACUACGUUACCCACAACUUAAUCUGGAAAAGGAGUGGUUUCAAAGAUCCUUACUCAAAAGAAGAGCAAACAGUAUUUGCCAAAUGUGAUGCUAUGUGCAGUGGCCCAGAACACGCCGGUGAUGCGGGGAAUCUUGCUCAACCCUCCUAUUGCACGUUACCGAUGUUCCAUCCACCAGCGGAUGUGAAUGCCGGUGCACCAGCUGUGGGAUACAUAUCCAACGAUGGUCAUCAUUUUGCUUGUCGUAACCCUGUCGUUAUGCAGCAGGCGUUCCACGUGAUAUUUGUCGCGGACCGGUCUGGCUCCAUGUCGUACAAUGAUCGCCGGCCGUUGCAAAAUACUCCAGCCUCAGCCAGAAUCUGUGCCCGUUCAGACAACAGAAUUGGGGCAGUUCUCUCCUCAUUGUUUAGUUUCUGGUCUGCCCGUGCAGCAGCCAUCGGAUCAAGUGCCAAUGCGGCUCGCAGAGACGCCUAUAGUGUUAUCCUGUUCCAUCAUGAGACAGUAACUGUCAUUGAAAACGACUUGACAAGCAAUCCAGACCAAUUGCUAGAUAUGCUCUUGCCCUAUGAGGCGGAUGGUGGGACUAACUACACAGCAGCGGUUAUCACUGCUCAAGGUGUUCUGGAGCGAAAUUGGAGUACUGAGAGGUCUCCUGUCAUCAUCUUCCUUUCGGAUGGAGAGUGCAGCAUUACAGACCAGACUAUGCAAGACUUAUGCCGGUCAUCCAUUCGGCUUGGAAAGGCGGUGUCCUUCCAUGCAGUAUCAUUUGGUCCGGAUGCAUCCUCGGUAUACCUACGGAGAAUGGCAGAAAUAGCGCUGGACGCCCAGAACAAUGCUCCGAGGGACCCACUCGCGCCGGCUGCUGCGACAGUCAAUUCGUCGUACAACCAAGCCCUAGACUCGGUUCAACUUGCAGAGACCUUCCUUGGAAUUGCGGAGUCGCUGAGGAAGCCCAGAGGGGCAUUAAUGCAUUAAGAUAUUCCGCGGCCCACAGCCCUACGGGCGUCCGCGACGGUUCCUAUUCUCCGCGUUGUAUUUUAUAGAAGAGAAUGAGGUUGAGUGUAAUGAAGGUGUUUGCACGGAACCUCAAGGAGUGUGUUCCGAAAAGAAGGCAUGCGGAGUGCGCUGAGUGCUAAGUUGCGAGGAGGCUUCCACUGCGGUCGUCGCGGAGCCUUGAGUGAAUUUUGGACAGUUCGACAGGCACUACAAACGAUUCCCACGCGUAAACAACGACCCCAGCCUACUUUACAACUUUCGACUGUUAAAUACUUUUAUCUUGUUUCUCUCAGUCCCUAUGACCCAGCAACACAGAUUGGUUUUAUAACUUUGACCGUGUCUCUGUGAUGGAGUGAGUAUUUGAUGUGGCAAAGGAGCCUUCACCCGAAUCUUGAUACUUGCGGCGUGAUACGGCAUGCCUCCAA
This is a messenger RNA of Pisolithus orientalis, 3050 nucleotides long. RefSeq lists its product as uncharacterized. The transcript is spliced from 18 exons. Lineage: Eukaryota; Fungi; Basidiomycota; Agaricomycetes; Boletales; Pisolithaceae. The record is from RefSeq and is a predicted model, not a curated record. Bases 22 to 2604 code for a protein of 860 amino acids.